Messenger RNA from Filobasidium floriforme, 889 nucleotides. RefSeq lists its product as uncharacterized. Bases 84 to 683 code for a protein of 199 amino acids. Gene Ontology annotation, biological process: intra-Golgi vesicle-mediated transport; intracellular protein transport; retrograde vesicle-mediated transport, Golgi to endoplasmic reticulum. Gene Ontology annotation, cellular component: COPI vesicle coat. Lineage: Eukaryota; Fungi; Basidiomycota; Tremellomycetes; Filobasidiales; Filobasidiaceae. The transcript has 5 exons. The record is from RefSeq and is a predicted model, not a curated record.
CCUUUAUUAGCUAUCAAUACAGUCUGUACAGCUAUAUUCAAAUCACUACAAGGGCCUCGUACAGCUCAGGGGACCACUCGAAAAUGACCAACCUGACCCUAUACUCUAUUACUGCCCUCUUGAUCCUGGAUGCCGAUGGGCACCGGGUGAUGGCCAAGUACUACCACCCACCUCACUCGGCUCCUACUUCUGGUCAGAACUCGGCAACGCCUUCAUCCUCAACGGGACCUCAGGGGUUGGCUUCGCUCAAGGAGCAAAAGGCGUUCGAGAAGAGCGUACAUGAGAAGACCAAGAGGGGAGGUGGUGACAUCAACCCCCUACCUCCUCACCUUGUCCUAACGAAAUCCACCACUGACCUCCACUUCCACAUCGUCGGCCCCCUAGCGACGUCGAACGAAGUCCAACUUUCCCUCGCUCUCAACGCUUUCAACGAUGCCGUCAGCUUAUUGUUGAGAGGACAGGUCGAGAAGAGAAGCGUUUUAGAAGGGUUGGACAUGGUCCUCUUGGCUGCUGAUGAGACUAUCGAUGAUGGUAUCAUUCUGGAGACCGACGGCGCGGCCAUCGCAUCCCGAGUAUCCCGACCCCGAACCGACACGACCGAUAUUAUCAUCAACGAACAGACCAUCAUGAACGCCUAUUCCAACUUGAAGGACCAGAUGGUUAGGCGUAUAGGCCAGCUCUAAGCCAAUAGUCAUGAAGAGAUGAGGAGAAGAUAAGAUAGAUGGCUCAUGGUAACGGGAUGCCGGUCUCGAGUUCGAGACUGCGGCCUGAGAAAAGGUGCAUGUGAUGGUUCUCGAUUCAUCUUUUGUUUUGUUUUGAGGGCGAAACCCUUUCCUUUUGUAAUAGAUAGCGAGCAAUGAUCAUCGCUAUGCGACACGGAAAACAAAGA